GAGGGAGUGGCAAAGCUUAGGGAAGCCGCUCUGGGCUACCUGGGAUUUCCCAGAGUCGCCAAGUCCCACUUUGAGGAUGGAGCUAUCCCGGGGAGCCAGCGCCCCGGACCGGGACGAUGUCGGGCCUCUCAAACCCUGUCUGCUUCGCCGCAACCACAGCCGUGAGCAGCACGGCGUGGCAGCCUCCAGUCUCGAGGAGCUGAGGAGCAAAGCCUGUGAACUUCUGGCCAUCGAUAAGUCCCUGACACCAGUCACCCUGGUCCUGGCAGAGGAUGGGACCAUAGUGGACGAUGAGGACUAUUUCCUCUGCCUCCCUUCCAACACAAAGUUUGUGGCGCUGGCCUGCAACGAGAAGUGGGCAUACAACGACUCGGAUGGAGGAACAGCUUGGGUUUCCCAAGAGUCCUUUGACACAGAUCAAACGGACAGCGGGGCAGGGGUGAAGUGGAAGAAUGUGGCCAGGCAGCUGAAAGAGGAUCUGUCCAGCAUCAUCCUGCUGUCGGAAGAGGAGCUCCAAGCACUCAUCGACAUCCCCUGUGCAGAGUUGGCGCAGGAACUCUGCCAGAGUUGUGCCACUGUCCAGGGGCUGCAGAGCACGCUCCAGCAGGUGCUUGACCAGAGAGAGGAAGCACGCCAGUCCAAGCAGCUCCUGGAACUUUAUCUCCAGGCCUUGGAGAAAGAGGGCAGCAUCUUGUCCAACCGGAACGAGUCCAAAGCUGCCCUUGGGGAAGAGCUGGAUGCAGUUGACACGGGCGUCGGCGGAGAGGUGGCUUCACAGACGAUGCUGAGAAGCCAGAUCCUCGCAGCCCUGAAGGAGAAGCCGGCUCCAGAGCUGAGUCUGUCUAGUCAGGAUUUGGAGUCGGUCUCCAAGGAGGACCCCAAAGCCCUGGCUGUCGCUCUGAGCUGGGACAUAAACAAGGCAGAGGCAGCCCAGCAGGCCUGUACCACGGAGCUCACCCUGCGCCUGCGGCAAGUGCAGAGCUUGCACUCACUCAGGAAUCUCUCUGCAAAGAGGAAGCCACUGCCUGGGGACCCGCAGAGUCCCAAACGGGCCAAAGUGCGAGACUUCUCAUAGCCAAACCGGACAAGCUUUGCAGAGGAGAACCUCGGUUCUGUGGUCUGUAAACACCCAUCCGUGACCUCGUGACCUCAUGACCUCUCCCACCCACACUCCCUCCACCUCCGCCCUGCUGUGAGCUCUCCUCGCUCCGGAAAAGCUGUUCCCUGUCUGUGCAUACCCCUCUACCUCCUUUCAAUGUCCUGGGUUUUCGUUGUUUUCUUACCUGUAUGAGUGUGUUGCCUGCACGUAUAUCUGUGUACCUCACGCCCAUGAAGGCCAGAAGAGAGUGUCGGGUCCCUUGGAGCUGGAGUAACAGCUCUCAGCAGCCGUGUGGGUGCUGGGAAUCGACUCUGGGUCCUCUGGAAGUGGGGCCGGUGCUCUUAGCCCCUGAGCCAUCUCCAGCUCUCAGCAUGCACUUAGCGUGUGUUAGGCCUUAGGUUAAGUGAAAGUACCCGUCUAGGGCAGUGAAAACCUGUCAUACUUUGGACUCGAUGUCCUUACUCUACAACUUGAACAUUAGAGCGUUAGACACAGUGGUAGAAAAAAGGCACCCAACAGCAGCAGUGGUGGCCAAGUUAAUGAAUGCAGUUGCUGUCCGCUUAAAGGCACAUACUGAGUCUGCAGACCCCUGGGACAUGGAGUCUGAGGCCCCAUUUCUAAUAUCUGACUCAGUGUUGUGAAGCUGUUACCGCUGUGAGACUCCGGUCCACUUUCUAAUAUGUUUUGCCAGCAGCGGGUAGAAAGGAUCAUUGAGUCCCAUGCUCUGCAACUCAGGUUUCUCUCUGCAGAUCAGGGCACUUCCAGCUUUUCUGUGCUGUUUCUGCUCAGAGUUCUGCACCUUCUGCAAUCCACAGUGCUGUCUGCCUUCAGGGAACGGACACCUAGUUACGGGUCAUCUGACUUUCAUGCGUGCUGGGAAGAAGAAGAGGGUCUCUAGCCCUCUUCUUUUUUUUCGUGUGUGUGUGUGUGUGUGUGUAUGUGUGUGUGUGUGUUUUCUGGGUACUGGGAAUUGAAAUAAGAUUUCAUUCAUAGACCUGAGCUCGUGCCCCCUAAUGAACCACACCCCAGCCUCACGUUGACAAAGAAAUAUAGCAUUAAGUUUUGGGGUAAAGGUGGGGUACACGAAGCAAAUAAAAGUAAUUGUGUCCUCGCCUACAGGGGGGGUCUGGUGCAGCUUUCAAGUCUUGUAGUGCCUGACAGCACCAGUUCCAAAUGUUGGCAUCAAAGCUCUUCCCACAUCUUUGUGGUGCCUCUCAGUGCCUGAAUAAAAGCCAUUGCUGAUCAUCCAU
This is a messenger RNA of Rattus rattus (black rat), 2349 nucleotides long. RefSeq names its product DNA fragmentation factor subunit alpha (gene Dffa). The coding region runs from base 77 to 1075 and encodes 332 amino acids. NCBI's taxonomy places the organism in Eukaryota, Metazoa, Chordata, Mammalia, Rodentia, Muridae. The record is from RefSeq and is a predicted model, not a curated record. Gene Ontology annotation, molecular function: deoxyribonuclease inhibitor activity. The transcript has 6 exons. Gene Ontology annotation, biological process: apoptotic process; apoptotic DNA fragmentation; regulation of apoptotic process.